Messenger RNA from Parathielavia appendiculata, 1851 nucleotides. RefSeq lists its product as uncharacterized. NCBI's taxonomy places the organism in Eukaryota, Fungi, Ascomycota, Sordariomycetes, Sordariales, Chaetomiaceae. The record is from RefSeq and is a predicted model, not a curated record. The transcript has a single exon. The coding region runs from base 7 to 1851 and encodes 614 amino acids.
GACACAAUGAGCCACGCCUCGAGUCUCCCACACAACGCCUUGCAGGACGAGAUCAUUGUUGGUAGUAACGCUCAUAACAAGCCGUCCCGCACGAAGGCCCCCGAACCAGAAGAUGCUGUCAUGGGCGACCCCGAGGAAACGCCGCUCAUCCAUCACCAAAAACGGAAGCGAGCCUCCGCUGCGUAUCCUGAGUUGGUGGACGCUUCAGAGCUGGCUAGCCCGGCGCCUACCGAGGACCUUGACUCACGUCGUCCGGCUCGACCCUCUAAGUUACACGGUGCCGGCGGCGUGAAGGGGGUGCUGCUUGGCUAUUGGCGUGACUCGCCCGCUAAAAACGAGGCGGAUAAGCAUGGUGUUGUUGGUUUCAUCGAUGUUCGAGACCGCCUCCGCACUCGCAUCCAGCCAGCUACCCGGGACGGUCGUCCCAUGGACCAGAGGUACCCAAUCCCACCUGGGCCUGGUGGUAGCUGGGUGACUUUCGACAAGGUAGCUUUUGAUGCCCACCUCGCCGGCCAAAACCACCAUGUAAUCAAAGAAUACGUCAAGAUCCGCGCUGAGGGCAGUCGCAACGAUGAAACCCCAGAGGAGAGGGCCAAGCUAGACAAGGAAGCCAUUGAACUGGCCGCCGAACGCGUAAGGACUAACCCGCCCCCAGAAGCCGCCACCGCGCCUUCGGUCGCCUACGGCGCCGAGAUCCCUGCCAACGCCGUCCUUCCUAACCGACCAGAGACCAAGAAGCGCCGCCUGGCUGGUUCCCUCGGUGCAACCCCCGAUCCACCGAGAACUCCUCAAAACCCCCUCGAUAAUAUCCCAGGGACCAGACCGACAAAAGUCCUGAUUGGCUACUGGAAGCGUUCGAGUGAAGAGGACCCUAUCAACAAGCAUGCUGUACUCGGUAUUCUUGGCGCCAACGACAUGUUCAGAGUCAAACUGGCGCGGGAGACAAGGGAUGGGCGGACCGUCGUGGGCAACUUUCCUAGUGGCCCUGGCGCGCUCUGGAUCCAUUGGGACGAGGUCGAGUUUGAACCUCAUCUCGCCAAUCUUAGCAGGAACGAGGUCAAGGAGUACUGCCGGGUCCGUCAGCACCAACUGGAUCUCGGAGAGGCUCCCGCGGAGCGAACCGCGAAUGAGAUCAAGGCCGUGUACGAAGCACAGCACCGCGUCGCGCAGAGUCUCGCCACUGGCAUCCCUAUCCGUGGCAGCAACGACUUCGCUCCCCUUGCCAUGAAAGGUUCAGCAGACCCCGGCACUGUAACCUCCCCGUUCGCCUCCGCCGGGCAACUUGAAGAGCUCCGCCAUUCGCGGCGCUCAGAGAACGGUCCGCGUGCGGCGGCGGUGGCCGCUGGUCGCAAGCCCCUUCCCGACAUUGAGUUCCGCGCCGCCAAUCGAACCACGCCGGGUCCCAGCGCCGCCGCCGUCGAGCGCACCCACUCGCUUGCUCAGCGCGAGAUAGCCCGUCUCGAGGCCGUUCAAGCACGCGCCGGCGUUCACGCAGCCAAACGUGAGGCGUCCCUCGCUCCUUCCACGGCCGCCGCCACAGCCGCAGCCAGGCGGACCAGCCCAACUACCCGCACCAACCACGAUAGCAACGGCCACAGCAACGGCAACAACGGCCACCACCGCCACCACUUCCAGGACAAUGUCUCGCGGCUCAACAGGAUUUGGGAGGCGCAAGAGGCCAACCGCAUCCGCGCCGGCGCCGAGGACGCAAAGAUGUACAUGGGCGUCAAAUACCAGCGCAAGCAGAGCGGGCCGUUCCAGGGCAAGCUGGUCAGCCAGGGCAUGAUCAUCACGAUUGACGGCGAGGACUAUGUCGAGUAUCGCGUUCUGACGAAGCCGACUUUCUUUUAG